This is a messenger RNA of Colletotrichum aenigma, 3663 nucleotides long. It is a transcript of the gene prp10, whose product is annotated as U2 snRNP component prp10. Gene Ontology annotation, biological process: spliceosomal complex assembly. Gene Ontology annotation, cellular component: catalytic step 2 spliceosome; U2 snRNP; U2-type prespliceosome. The transcript has a single exon. The record is from RefSeq and is a predicted model, not a curated record. Gene Ontology annotation, molecular function: mRNA binding. NCBI's taxonomy places the organism in Eukaryota, Fungi, Ascomycota, Sordariomycetes, Glomerellales, Glomerellaceae. Bases 1 to 3663 code for a protein of 1220 amino acids.
AUGUCUGACGCAGACUUCGAGACCGUCCGGAAGCUCCAGGCGGAGCGCAACGCUGCUGCCGCCGCGAAAAAGGGUUCGCGCAACUCGGACAACCAACGAGCCGACACCAAGCAGAGCCUCACCGAGAGCUUCGACACCGACCUGUACGAUCGCAGCAAUGGCGUCGACAAGUUUGCGGGAUACAACAUGUCCAUCCCUACAGGUGAUGAUGAUGACGACGAGAUGGAGGGCGCUGACAACACGCGACGCCUCGUCGGCCAGUACACGGCUUCACGUGCCAUGAUCGACGAGUUCGCCCGUGGUGAUGGCGUCGAGGAGGAUGACCCCUUGGCAGGCCGGGGCGAGCGUAGCAACCGAAUCACCGAUCGCGAGACCGACUACCAGAAGCGACGAUUCGAUCGUGUCCUCACCCCGACUCGAGCCGAUGCCUUCGCAGCUAACCGCCAAGCCGGCGCCGCCGAGGAGGGCACUAGCUACCGCGAAGUCAUGGCGCUGCGCGAGCUGGAGAGGGAGGAAGAACGCGUCCGCCGCGCCAUCCAGGCCAAGGCUGAGGGUCGAGAAGAGGAGGACGGCAACGUGGCCCCGGCGACCUUGAAGGACGGCGAUAAGGAAAAUGCUGAAGCUGGGUCGACCGAGGCUGUUACGGCAGGCCGCAAGCGAAAGAAGAGAUGGGACGUCUCGUCUACGCUAGCUGAUGAUGAAGCUGCUCCCCAGCCUUCGGAUCCUGUCAAGUCCAAGCGAUCGCGAUGGGAUCAAACACCAGCUCCCGCCGGCAUGGAGAUAGACGCGCCCAAGAAGCGAUCUCGUUGGGAUCAGGCACCAUCCGCCACGCCCAUGGGAAACCAGGGACUUGCGACACCGAUGCACCCCUCACAGUCAGGCAGUGCUGCCCUGCCUACGACCUUCGGAACCGACAUCUCUGGCCGCAACAUGCCCUUGAGCGACGAGGAACUGGAUAUGCUCCUCCCCGGCGAGGAUCAGGGAUACAAGGUUCUCGAGCCGCCUCCGGGAUACGCUCCGAUACGCGCGCCCGCACACAAGCUUAUGGCCACGCCGGCACCGCAGACUGGGUUCAUGAUGCAGGACCCCGAUUCCGUCAGGCUCAGCGGCAAGCCCAUGCCGGCCGAGAUUCCAGGCAUCGGCGAUUUGCAAUUCUUCAAGGCUGAGGAUAUGGCGUAUUUCGGUAAGCUGACCGACGGUUCUGAUGAGAACAGCCUCAGCGUGGAAGAGAUGAAGGAGAGAAAGAUCAUGAGACUGCUCUUGAAAGUCAAGAACGGUACUCCACCAAUGCGUAAAACUGCCCUGAGACAGCUCACCGACAAUGCCAGGCAGUUUGGAGCCGGUCCGCUCUUCGAUCAGAUCCUCCCCUUGCUCAUGGAGAAGACGCUGGAGGACCAGGAGCGCCAUUUGCUCGUCAAGGUCAUCGACCGUAUUCUCUACAAGCUAGAUGAUCUCGUGCGACCGUUCGUCCACAAGAUUCUCGUUGUUAUUGAGCCGCUGCUCAUCGACCAAGACUACUACGCUAGAGUUGAAGGUCGCGAGAUUAUCUCCAACCUCAGUAAAGCCGCUGGUCUGGCCACGAUGAUCAGCACAAUGAGACCAGAUAUUGAUCACGUGGAUGAAUACGUGCGAAACACCACCGCCAGAGCUUUUGCCGUGGUCGCGUCAGCACUUGGUAUUCCUGCGCUUCUGCCGUUCCUCCGAGCCGUUUGUCGAAGCAAGAAGUCAUGGCAAGCCCGUCAUACCGGUGUCAAGAUCGUUCAGCAAAUCCCCAUCCUCAUGGGUUGUGCUGUUCUGCCACACCUCAAGGGAUUGGUGGACUGCAUUGGUCCCAACCUUAACGACGAACAGACCAAGGUCAGAACCGUCACCAGUUUGGCAAUCGCAGCCCUCGCUGAGGCUUCUAGCCCCUACGGUAUCGAGAGUUUCGACGAUAUUCUCAACCCGUUGUGGACUGGAGCGCGCAAGCAGCGUGGCAAGGGUUUGGCCGGUUUCCUCAAGGCUGUGGGUUACAUCAUCCCGCUUAUGGACGAAGAAUACGCCAACUACUAUACCAGUCAAAUCAUGGAGAUUUUGCUCCGCGAGUUCUCGUCCCCAGAUGAGGAGAUGAAGAAGGUUGUCCUGAAGGUGGUCUCCCAGUGCGCUGGCACUGACGGUGUCACAGCAGGUUACCUCAAGGAGCACGUGUUGGACGAGUUUUUCAAGAGUUUUUGGGUGAGGCGAAUGGCUUUAGACAAGCGCAACUACAAGCAAGUCGUCGAGACGACUGUCGACAUCGGUCAGAAGGUUGGAGCCAGCGAGAUUCUGGAGAGAAUCGUGGUGAAUCUUCAAGACGAGAGCGAAGCCUACAGGAAGAUGACGAUCGAGACGGUCGAGAAGAUUGUUGCCAGUUUGGGUGCGGCAGAUAUUGGCGAGCGUCUCGAGGAGCGCUUGAUUGACGGUAUCCUGACCACGUUCAAGUCACAGACUGUGGAGGAUAUCGUUGUGCUGAACGGCUUUGGCUCCGUUGUCAACGCCCUCGGUACGCGCUGCAAGCCAUACCUGCAGCAAAUUUGCAGCGACAUCCUGUGGCGACUCAACGACAAGUCUCCAACGGUGCGACAACAAGCAGCUGACCUAAUUUCACGCAUCGCUAUGGUCAUGAAGCAGUGCGGAGAGGACGCUAUGAUGGGCCGAAUCGGUGUCGUGCUUUACGAAUACCUGGGUGAAGAGUACCCUGAAGUUCUCGGAUCUAUCUUGGGUGCUCUGCGAUCCAUUGUCACGGUGGUCGGUAUCUCCCAGAUGCAGCCUCCUAUCAAGGACCUGCUGCCUAGACUUACCCCUAUCCUGCGCAACCGACACGAAAAGGUCCAGGAAAACACCAUUGACUUGGUUGGUCGUAUCGCUGAUCGCGGGCCCGAGAGCGUCAACGCUCGCGAGUGGAUGCGUAUUUGCUUCGAGCUGCUCGACAUGCUCAAAGCACACAAGAAGGGUAUCCGUCGUGCGGCCAACAACACGUUCGGUUUCAUCGCCAAGGCCAUUGGUCCUCAGGAUGUUCUUGCUACCCUGCUCAACAACCUUCGCGUCCAGGAGCGUCAGUCGCGUGUCAACACCGCCGUUGCUAUUGGCAUCGUCGCCGAGACUUGCGCGCCUUUCACGGUUCUUCCCGCGCUGAUGAACGAGUACCGAGUACCCGAGCUCAACGUCCAAAACGGUGUCCUCAAAUCGCUGUCCUUCCUCUUCGAAUACAUUGGCGAGAUGGCCAAGGACUACGUCUAUGCCGUUACACCUCUUCUCGAAGACGCGCUCAUCGACCGUGACCAAGUCCAUCGUCAGACCGCCGCCUCGGUCGUCAAGCACAUUGCGCUUGGCGUUGUCGGCCUCGGCUGUGAGGACGCCAUGGUCCAUCUCCUCAACCUGCUCUACCCCAACCUCUUCGAGACCAGUCCACAUGUCAUUGACCGUAUCAUCGAGGCUAUUGAGGCCAUCCGCAUGGCUGUCGGCCCGGGCGUCGUCCUCAACUACGUAUGGGCAGGUCUCUUCCACCCAGCUCGCAAGGUUCGCCAACCAUACUGGCGACUCUACAACGACGCCUACGUCCAAGGCGCCGAUGCGAUGGUGCCAUACUACCCCAAUCUCGACGAGGAGAAGGUCGACAGGCCGGAGCUGGCCAUCAUGUUGUAA